UCCCUUUUCUUAUCCCCUCCCCUCUCCUCUCUUCUCUCCUUCGCUUCGCCACCGCGUUCGCCAUGGCCUUCGUCUCCGCCGCCGCCGCCGCCACCGCCGCCGCCGCCUUCCUCCCCGGCGUCUCGUCCGCGUCCCGCGCAGGAACACCCUUGCUCUCGCUGCAACGGCAGCCGCUCGCGGGUUCCCUGCGCGCGGCGGCGCAGGGGUCGAGCGCCUCUUCGGGGCAGGUGGUGAUGGAGAGCAAGGUCAAGGCGAAGAAGAAGAAGGGGUCCGGCGCCGGGAACCUCCCCGGAGCCAUCGACGCGGAGAUCAGGGAGGCGCAGGACUACCUCGCCAUCGACGAGCAGGAACCUGUUCCGGAAAACUUCCCUUUUGAAAUCCUUGACGAAGAAGGGAUGAGUGUGGUUAUUCUGAAAAGGGACUACAAAGAUGAGAAGAUUGAGGUCAUUGUCAGCAUGCCAAAUUUAGAAGGGGGCCCUGAGUUUGACGACGAAGAAGCCGAGGGUGAGGGCAAGAAUGCUAGCAAGGAUGAUGAAGAUGAAGAGGAAGACGAGAGCGCUGGAGAUAGCAGCGUGUCUCUAAAGGUGACAGUCUCCAAGGGCUCUGGGCCCAAACUUGAGUUCACCUGCACAGCCUUUCGUGAGGAGAUCACCAUCGACGACAUGUUAAUAGUGGAGAAUGCAGCCACAGAAGGAGAUGAGAAAUUCCCUUACGAGGGCCCUGAAUUCACCGAGCUACCGGUGAAUGUGCAGAAGGGCCUAUUCAAGUACCUGGAGCAAAGAGGGAUCACUCUGCCGACCACCAACUACAUGCACGAUUACAUGGUGACCAAGCAAACCAAGGAGUACGUCGGGUGGAUGACCAAGCUGAAGGACUUCGUCCGGCAAUGAGAAAUUGCCGAGCAAUUUGGCAGGAUUUUUGGUAGCUUAGCCUUUUAGCAUACCUGCAUAUGUAACAAGGAUUACUAGAAUUAUGCGAAGCAAUGCAACAACCGGGGAAACUGCCUUCCCUGCAAUGUGCGAUUUCUGAUGCCCAGUAGUCAAUCUGAGGCUAUUGGCACUUAUGAUAUCAGUGCUUAUUUUACUAGCCUUUUACCGUUUCUUGGUGCUGCUUA
Oryza sativa Japonica Group (Japanese rice) is the source of this 1114-nucleotide messenger RNA. RefSeq lists its product as uncharacterized. The record is from RefSeq and is a predicted model, not a curated record. Lineage: Eukaryota; Viridiplantae; Streptophyta; Magnoliopsida; Poales; Poaceae. Gene Ontology annotation, cellular component: mitochondrial matrix.